AUGCGGUUCUCGACUCUCGUCCCCCUUCUCCUCGCGGCAGGUGUCGCCAAUGCCCAGUUUGGUGGACAGGGCGGUGGCCAGAACAAUGGACAAAACAACGGCCAGAACAAUGGACAAAACAACGGCCAGAACAAUGGACAAAACAACGGCCAGAACAAUGGACAAAACAACGGCCAGAAUAACGGACAGAACAAUGGUCAGAACAACGGCCAGAAUAACAACGGCGGCAACAACGGUGGCAACAACAACGCACUCUGCCUCAACGCGGACAAUGUUCAGGAUGCCAGUAAAUCCAACGGACUUGGAGGUCAAGCGGAGGCCGGACAGGCUCCUUCCAACACCGAUGAUGCCAACUUUAUCAACUUCUGUCAAGGCAAGACCAAGACCAACGGUCUUCAGGUCCGUGAGGGUUCUUGUAACGGCAUUGUCUAUGGAGAUAUCCCUUCUGUCGAUAACAUGAUCUCAACUGUCUUUACCAACCCCAAGAAUGGUGACACUAUUCAGGCCAACCAGGCAAUCACAUUCUCCGUCAAGACCAACAAUCUGGUAGCUGGCUCGUUUACGAACCCUGACAACACCUAUUACGCUGCUCCCCAGACUCUGCAGGGCGGAAAUAUUGUUGGCCACACGCACAUCACUGUCCAGGACCUGAAUAACGACAUCAACACCGCGAACCCUCCUGACCCAAAGGUGUUUGCUUUCUUCAAGGGUGUCAACACCGCUGCCAACGGCCAGGGUGAACUCACCGCCGACCUUGCUGAUGGUCUUCCUGAUGGCGUCUACCGUGCCUGCACUCUUACCUCAUCCAGCAACCAUGCGCCUGUUAUCAUGCCCGUUGCUCAGCGUGGUGGCCAGGAUGACUGUGUAAGGUUCACCGUCGGCGGCAAUGGCGGCAACAACAACGGUCAGAACAACGGUGGCAACAACAACGGCCAGAACAAUGGACAAAACAACGGCCAGAACAACGGACAGAACAACGGACAGAACAACGGUCAGAACAACGGUCAGAACGGCGGCCAGGGUCAAGGAGGACAGGGCGGUCAGGGAGGCCAAGGUGGUCAGGGCGGUCAAGGUGGCUUCGGUGGACGUCGUGGCCGCGGUCGUGGCCGCUUCUCCCGCCGCCACUACAUCGCAUAA
Bipolaris victoriae FI3 is the source of this 1137-nucleotide messenger RNA. RefSeq lists its product as hypothetical. NCBI's taxonomy places the organism in Eukaryota, Fungi, Ascomycota, Dothideomycetes, Pleosporales, Pleosporaceae. The transcript is spliced from 3 exons. Bases 1 to 1137 code for a protein of 378 amino acids. The record is from RefSeq and is a predicted model, not a curated record.